UCUUAUUAGCUGCCCCAAACGCCAGAUUUUUGUAACCUUUGCAGUCUUUGGCAAUUUUUACUUUUCUAGCAUAGUUAAACGUAUUUUGACAAAAUAAUAUUUAUAAAAUCCUUAAAAUAUAAGUCCCUUGAAAUUGAUCCAGCUCCCUCCCCUCCCUCCCCGGCUCCGUGGCGGAGAUAUACCGCAAAAGAAGUGCAAGACCUAAUAAAUCCACUUGCACCAGAUCCAUGGCAACACAAAAGAUUCUGUCCUCAUUCUUCAUGCGCCUUUGAAGUGCAACCCCCCUCCUUUCAGCUGCUGCAACCUCAACCGUUUUCGAGGGUGUUUUCAGAACAUGGAUUCGAGGAAGGGCAAAGCUUCUGUUUCUGCAUCUUCACUGAGUGCUGCACCUUUGAGUGUUUCAAAUAAGGUGGAUCAGAUGGUGUCGCCCCCUAGGGAUGUGAGAGCUGUUGAGACUGAUGUGGAUAUAGACCUUAGGGAAAUUUACUUUUUAAUCAUGCACUUUUUGUCUGUCGGGCCAUGCCAUAGGACUUUUCUAAAUUUCAAGGAGGAACUUUUAGAGCAUCAGCUUCUACCUAGAAGAUAUCAUGCUUGGUUUUCAAGAAGUGGUGAACCCAGUGGGGAUGAUGCGGAUGAAGAUGAUGAUGGCAUCUCUUUACCUUUAGAUUACAGCAAUCUAGUGGGCAGGUAUCCUCACAUAACUAAGGAUCAUUUGGUGAAGCUUCUGAAGCAAUUGAUGCUGAGUACGGUCAAUCCUUUGCAUGGAAAACUUGAAGGAAGUAGUCCUAAUGCAGCUGAUGUUCCUACUUUACUUGGAUAUGGUUCAUUUUCGCUUCUUAAUGUUGAUAGAAAAACAGCUGACAAACUGGUGAAGCCCCCUCCACUUUACAUGCGUUGGCCACAUAUGAAGGCUAAUCAGGUUCAGGGGCUAAGUUUAAGGGAGAUUGGAGGUGGUUUUACUAAGCACCAUCGUUCUCCAUCCAUUCGCAGUGCAUGUUAUGCAAUCGCCAAACCAUCUACUAUGGUGCAAAAGAUGCAAAAUAUUAAAAAGCUAAGGGGGCACCGUGUGGCUGUCUAUUGUGCCAUAUUUGAUGGAUCCGGGAGAUAUGUUAUUAGUGGUUCAGAUGAUCGUCUUGUCAAGAUUUGGUCUAUGGAAACUGCAUUUUGCUUAGCUAGUUGCCGUGGACAUGAAGGUGAUAUUACUGAUUUGGCUGUAAGCUCAAACAAUGCUUUGGUGGCAUCUGCUUCAAAUGAUUUUGUCAUUCGAGUUUGGCGCUUACCAGAUGGGAUGCCGAUAUCAGUUUUGCGGGGACAUACUGGAGCAGUUAAUACUAUUACAUUUAGUCCCAGUGUCAUAUACCAGCUACUAUCGUCAUCAGAUGAUGGAACUUGUAGAAUAUGGGAUGCGAGAAAUUCACACAAUCCACGAAUAUAUGUACCUCGACCUCCAGAUGCUAUAAAUGGGAAGGGCAAUGCUCCACCAGCUAGUUUGCCAUCCUCAAGUAAUGUUCAACAAAGCUAUCAAGUACUUUGUUGUGCAUAUAAUGCAAAUGGAACUGUUUUUGUUACUGGUAGCUCUGAUACUUAUGCCAGGGUGUGGAGUGCUUUGAAGCCCAACACUGAUGACGCAGAACAACCAAUACACGAGAUGGAUUUAUUAUCUGGCCACGAGAAUGAUGUUAAUUAUGUGCAGUUUAGCGGUUGCUCUGUGGCUUCAAAAAUUUUGACAUCUGACCCCUGGAAAGAAGAAAAUACUUUGAAGUUCCGAAAUUUCUGGUAUUGUCAUGAUAACAUAGUUACCUGCUCUCGUGAUGGUAGUGCAAUUAUAUGGGUUCCCAGAUCACGUAAAUCUCAUGGAAAAGUAGGACGCUGGACUCGUGCAUAUCAUUUAAAAGUGCCACCACCGCCUCUGCCUCCCCAACCUCCACGAGGUGGUCCAAGGCAGAGAUUUCUACCUACACCUCGUGGUGUCAAUAUGAUUAUAUGGAGCCUGGACAAUCGCUUUGUGCUUGCAGCUAUUAUGGAUUGCAGAAUAUGUGUUUGGAAUGCAGUUGAUGGCAGCUUAGUGCACUCUUUGACUGGUCAUACUGAAUCUUCUUAUGUUUUGGAUGUUCACCCUUUCAACCCUCGAAUAGCUAUGAGUGCUGGGUAUGACGGACGAACCAUUGUGUGGGAUAUAUGGGAGGGCAUACCUAUUCGGACAUAUGAAAUUGGACGUUUUAAGUUGGUUGAUGGGAAGUUUUCUCCGGACGGAACAUCAAUUGUGCUUUCAGAUGAUGUUGGCCAAAUAUAUUUUCUGAACACAGGUCAAGGCGAGUCCCAGAAAGAUGCAAAAUAUGAUCAGUUUUUUCUUGGUGAUUAUCGACCCCUUAUUCAGGAUACUCAGGGAUAUGUUCUUGAUCAGGUUGAGACUCAACUUCCACCACACCGAAGAAACAUUCAGGAACCUCUAUGUGAUUCUAGUAUGCUGCCAUAUCCAGAACCUUAUCAGAGUCAAUUUCAGCAACGUCGACUUGGUGCUCUUGGCAUUGAAUGGCGUCCUUCAUUGAUAAAAUAUGCUGUUGGUCCAGAUUUUACUGUUGGUCAGGACUACCCAGUGGUACCUUUGGUAGAUUUGGAAGUAAUGGUUGAGCCACAACCAGAGUUCUUAGAUGCCAUGUUCUGGGAGCCAGAAUAUGACAUUAUUGUAAGCGAUGAUGCUGACUCUGAAUACAAUGCAAAUGAGGAUAGUUCUAGUGCAGCCGGGCAAGGGAGUGUUAUCUCUUCUAGUGAUCUAGAAUAUAGUGAUGACUCUAGUAAUAGGGACGGCCUUCGAAGAUCAAGAAGGAAAAAACAUAAUGUUGGAGUUGAGGUAAUGACUUCCUCUGGAAGGCGUGUAAGGAAAAGGAAUUUGGAUGAGUGUAAUGGUAAUACUUCUGGAAGUAACAGACUCCGCAAGAAAUCCAAGGGCAGCUCAAAAGCCUCAAAAAGGAAAUCUUCCAUAGCUAAGACAUUGAGACCCCAGCGAAUUGCUGCACAUAAUGCUCGUAGUAUGUUCUCUCAAAUUGAUGAAACAUCUACUGAUGGGGAAGAUAAUGAUUCUGAUGAAGAAGCAUCAGACAGUUUCCAAGAUCCUGAUGAUCUUAGUGAAUCUGAGAGGGAAAUGGAUAAUAAACAUCUUGAAAUUAAAAAGCCCCUUUUAGAAAAGUUUGCAACUGUGUCCAAGCCUCCUGCAUUCUCUGAGUCCCUGGUAAAUGUUGAAACUAGACCGAGACUGGUUGUUAAGUUUUCACUUCGUGAUUCUAAGAAGAAUGUGCCCACUGAGGACACAAGACUAGCUUGUGAGACUCAGGAUAAUAUGGUAUCCCAGUCUUCUAGACCUCAACCUGAAGAAAGUGAUCAAAAAACUUUUCCAGACACAAAAUCGUUGGACCCUGCAUUAUCUUCUAUGGUUGCAACUAAUGCUGAACUUCCCCAAAGCCUCAACGGAAAUGAAAAUGAUGAUAAAGAACAAACUGAAAAUGCUACAAAUAAUCUGUAUGCAUUCAGAUAUGUUGAGGCAAACACAGAUCAGUGCAGAAAGAUGAAGACACACACACAUGAACUUUCAAGAUCAGGGGAUGCUUUGCUGACUGAUGCUGAAAUUGAUGACCUUCUUGAACACAAUGCUAAUGGGAGAUCAGAACAUGUGAUUGGCAAGUUAGAGACUGUCGGGAGUAUGGUUAAUACAGAGCUGACUGAUUUUGAAGAUGCACCUAAAUUUUCAUCGCUUGAACCUUCAUUGUUUGGCAAUCCUCAGCCAAAUGCUGAUGGCUCCUUGACAUCUGGUUAUGAUAAGUUCAAUGAAGGUGAUAAAGGCCAGUCUGGAUCUGACAAAUGUGCAGAGGACACACUAGAAAACAAUGAAGUUGUUCACUCAAGCCAUUGCCAUGACCUCAAAAUGAAAGCACCUGUGAAAUCAACCAAGUUAGUUAUUAAAAAGAAACAAAUUUCAGCAGACACUGAAGGUCCUUGCAAACUGAAAAUUGUUAGUUCUAAGGCAGAUUCAAGCUGUGCUAGAGGUAUUGGGAUAUCUGAAAAUUCCUCCUCUAUGGGGCCUAAUCUAGUCACAGAAGUACCAGAAGGUGAAGAUGACAGAAAAUUUAGUUCUCCACAGCUACUGCAUUCAUAUUCUGACAAGAGAAGUUAUGAUCACUUCCAUAAAAGGGACAAGUCAUAUAAAGGGAAAGUCAAUCAAGAUGGUUUUGAAUCUUUUGAUUGUGAUAUGGGAGAACAUACUUCUGUUUUCAGCAACCAACAUGGUUUAGGAAUUGGUUUGUCUGAUGUUACAAGUGAUCCUAUGCGUCAAACACGGUUUAUAAGGAUGAAGACAACUUCUGAGGAGCCAAGCACUUCAAACAGAAGAAUUAAAAUUCGACAGGGUCAAAGUUCCAGGGGAAAAUCUGAUCGGGAAGACUCUUCUACCAGAAUGUCAGAUCAACUUCAUCGAAGAAUAAGGACAGCCAGACACAGGAAUGGUGAAUAUAUUGCCAAUGAUUCUGGUACUUUAACUCGAAGGGUGUCAAAUCACCAUGUCAAAAAAUUGUCAUGGCUGAUGUUGUCAGAGCCUGAAGAGGGUUACCGAUAUAUUCCUCAACUUGGUGAUGAAGUUGUGUACUUAAGACAGGGCCAUCAAGAGUACAUAAAGUCAUAUUCAUUAUCUGAAUCAGGUCCAUGGAGAUCAUUUACAGGGCUAGGUGCUUCUGAAAUUUGCAAGGUUGAAGAACUUGAGUAUGCAGAGCUACCAGGCUCUGGGGAUAGCUGUUGUAAACUUAAACUUAGAUUUCUAGAUCCUUCUUCGUGUGUGCAUGGCAAAUCGUUUAAAUUAACUCUACCUGAAUUGAUUAACUUCACUGAUUUUGUUAUUGAGAAAACAUGGUAUGAUACUGCCAUGAAGAGAAAUUGGUCUUCAAGAGAUAAAUGCAUGGUCUGGUGGAGAAAUGAAGAUGGGAAAGGUGGAAGUUGGUGGGAUGGUCGAAUUAUUCAAGUGCAGGCCAAAUCUGAUGACUUCCCAGAGAGUCCUUGGGAAAGGUAUCGGGUCCAGUACAAGACUGAUCCCACCGAGAAUCAUCUGCAUAGUCCGUGGGAACUAUAUGAUUCUGAGAUGCUAUGGGAGCAUCCCCACAUUGAUCAUGAGAUCAGAGAUAAGCUGCUUUCCUAUUUCACCAAAUUAGACCGCAGGGAGAGGUUUGAUAUCCAAGCACUGAACCAAGUAGCUGAGAAAUUAGAGUUUGCAAACAGGUUUCCUGCCCCAUUCUAUCCUGAACUAAUUCAAUCAAGGUUGAAGAAUGACUACUAUCGGAGUGUGGAAGGUGUCAACCAUGAUAUAAUGAUAAUGUUAUCAAAUGCGGAAGAAUAUUUUAAAAUUACAAAGAAUGUUCAGCUGGUGGGCAAGAUCAGGAGAAUAUCAGAAUGGUUUAGAAGGAAACUUGAAAGGAUAUAGAAAGCUCAAAUUGGAUUUUAUAGGUUUCUUUUAACAUUGUUUUUCAUUCUUUAAUCCAAUUUUGGAGAAUUAGUUGGUGGGUAAUUUGGUUUUAUAAAAUGAAGGUGGUCAUAGGUGGUUGUGGUGGUAAAUAUCAGCUGUCACAUGUGUAUAUAUACAAACUCAUCCUUGUUAAUUCAAUUGUCGUUAUGAGGCAUCUUCAGCUUCUUUAUAUUUGAAUAUUUUGUUGGUUUUGCCUUGGCCUCCACUAAAGCUGAGUUUAAGUUUCAAUAGAAAGUAGUGUAUCGUUUCCUAGAAAGCAAUAAAAUCUUCCAUUCCCUA
This is a messenger RNA of Glycine soja, 5782 nucleotides long. RefSeq names its product bromodomain and WD repeat-containing protein 3-like. Gene Ontology annotation, molecular function: protein binding. Lineage: Eukaryota; Viridiplantae; Streptophyta; Magnoliopsida; Fabales; Fabaceae. Bases 335 to 5461 code for a protein of 1708 amino acids. The record is from RefSeq and is a predicted model, not a curated record. Gene Ontology annotation, biological process: cytoskeleton organization; regulation of cell shape; regulation of transcription by RNA polymerase II. The transcript is spliced from 26 exons. Gene Ontology annotation, cellular component: nucleus.